Molecule: messenger RNA, 1706 nt
Organism: Centruroides sculpturatus (bark scorpion)
Lineage: Eukaryota; Metazoa; Arthropoda; Arachnida; Scorpiones; Buthidae
Gene: mRpS5
Product: 28S ribosomal protein S5, mitochondrial-like
Exons: 12
Coding region: 34-1314 (426 amino acids)
Biological process (GO): translation
Cellular component (GO): ribosome
Molecular function (GO): RNA binding; structural constituent of ribosome
Source: RefSeq, a predicted model, not a curated record
AAUACGUAUGGCGCUGUUGUUCAUAGUGUAAAGAUGGCGGCUACUGCGCUUGUAAACAUGUUUCAAUUCUCCAUAAAAAAUACAUUAAGAUAUUUGCCGCAAAUACCUGUUAAUGUUGCAAAGAGGAAUUAUUCAAGUAGUUUCUUUACUUCAGUCACAGCAGAACAGUUAUGGAAAGGAGUGACAAGUGUUAGUAAUGCAGGAAGAAAAAAAGGAAGAGGUAGAGGAAGUGGAAGAAAAUUUGCAAAAGACUUAAAUAAAGGACAAAUUAUAGGAAUUGGAAAGAAGAAUAUGAUUUGGCCUGGUUUAAAUGCUCCAGUUUUUAGAGGAAAAGAAAUUGUCGAACAAAGAGAACUACCAGAAAACAAAGAAUAUGCUGAAAAUAUACUUAAAAUUAGAAAUGAAAUGAGUAAUUUUAGAAGAUUGAAAAUACAACCUUUAGAAAGAGGUUAUAGUGGAAAUAAGAUAGCUGGCAGGAAAUUUGGACCUCCAGAUCCUAUUGGUGAAGAAAAAUUUGAAGACUUUGAAAGUAUUAUAUUAGAGAGCAAAAUUGUGGCACACAUGACUGGAAAUUUAGGUAGAAAACGAAGUUUUAGUAUUCUUGCAGUUACAGGAAACCGAAAUGGCGUAGCAGGUUUUGCUUUAGUCAAACUUCCUCUUGCAAAAGCAGCAAUUAAAAAGGGAAUAAAUAGAGCUGCACAGAGAUUAAGAUUUGUGGAAAGAUUUGAAGAGCAUACUGUAUGUCAUGAUUUCUUCACAAGAUUUGGUCCUGUAAAGUUAUACGUCUCAAAGAAACCCAAAGGUUAUGGUCUUCAGUGCCACAGAGUACUCCGCAGUAUCUGUGAAGUGGUUGGAAUAACAGAUAUUGAAGUUAAAAGAGAAGGAUCCAGAUGUGUUCUUUCCAUGGUGAAAGCAUUCUUUUUGGGUCUUCAAAAACAAAAAACACAUCAGCAGAUAGCGAAAGAAAAAGGUCUGCAUAUUGUUGAGUUCCGGGAAGAAACAGAUUAUUUUCCUAGGGUGAUUGCAUCGCCAGAGAGGUGUCGGACCGAAGAAGAGAUUCUUCCAGACGAAGAGAUAGAUUUUGACUUGUAUAUGUCUGAGGGUAGAGUGCAAGUAAUACGUCCAGAAAAGCCACCUUUUUAUACACGCCUUCCUUCUUGGGAAAGGUAUUUGAAGAAAACGCAAUUUCGUCGCAACCAUGAUAAAGUUAGAAUUGAUUUAAUUGCAAAAUAUGGUGAUGUGAAAAGCUUUCUUACCAUACAAGAAGAAAAUAAUAAACAAGAAGAAGUGAAAGCUGCAGUAGAAGAGGCAUAAAAUAUUCACCAUAAAAAUUGAUAAAACUGGACAACAAUGAUUUUGUUUUGGGCUCAAAAUUAGCAUAUUCUUAUGUAUUUUCAUCUGCUGAAUUCAAAAAUCACUAUAAAAAUGACCAAUUAGCUCUUGCUUUGGAGCAGCGGUUCCCAACCAGUGGUCCGCAAGAGCUAAAAUAUGGUCCGCGAAAGAUUUAAAACUUUUAUUCAUUUUAAAUUAUAAUUUAAAAUGAUUGACAUAAGCUAAAUAAUACAAAAUAUAUGAGAAAGGUUUUAUAGUAAAAUCUAUAAAAAAAAUGUUUCAUUACAAAAUAGUGCAUCUUCAAUUAUUUCAAAUUUUUGUUGGUGUUUUUCCUGUAAAACUUCUCAGAUCAACAUAUAAUAAAACUACACUCU